Messenger RNA from Brenthis ino (lesser marbled fritillary), 1017 nucleotides. The record is from the annotation of a GenBank genome assembly. NCBI's taxonomy places the organism in Eukaryota, Metazoa, Arthropoda, Insecta, Lepidoptera, Nymphalidae.
AUGUUAAGUGCUGGGCCAAUAUCUCUGCUAGUUUUACACGAUAUGUACAAUAGCUGGUUAAGACACGACGUAGUCAAUGUUAUAAGGCACACCACCAUUGUUGGUCCAUUUCUUGGAGGAUUCUUUAAGAUAAUAAUAAUGUUCUACAAGAAAACGCCAGCCAAAGAGAUAAUAGACGAGAUCAACAGAGACUACGCAUCCUUCAACCACAUGGGUUCAACAUACAAAAACAUUAUCAAUCAAAGCAUAGCAAACAGCUUGAAGUAUAGCGAAAAGAUGUGGGCAGUGGUGGUUAUUACUUGCGUAUCAGCAUUCCCAAUAAUGGCUGCAUUUUCAACUAUGUAUAGCUAUUUAUUCGAAUCAGAACCUCAGAGAUACAUGGUUCACGAUGUGAUGAUACCAUACACUCAUCCUGACAAGAGAUACGAAUCACCUAUUUUCGAAAUAAUCUUCGUAUAUAUGUUGUACGCCUGUGUAUUAUAUAUUAUUAACUUUAUCAGUUAUGAUGGUUUGUUCGGUUUGAGCAUAAACCACGCAUGUCUCAAAAUGGAGAUUUACUGCAAUGCGUUUGAAGAAGCUUUAAAAGAGGAUAACGAAAGGAAAAUGUAUUCGCAAAUUGUUGAAGUAAUAAAUGCACAAAAUAAAUUGCAACGAUUUGUCGAUCUCAUACAAGACACAUUCAACAUUUGGCUUGGCUUGAUACUUGUAGCCACCAUGAUUCAAAUAGGGACGUGUAUGUACUUGAUUUCUGAGGGAUACGGUUUGGAUCCACGAUAUAUUAUCUUCAUGGUAGGCAUUGUGACACAUAUCUACGUGCCAUGUCGUUAUAGCGCCAAAUUGAAACAUAUGGUUGUUAAGUUUAGAAAUACUACCUUCGUGUCUUCUCCUUUCUACGUGAUAUUGGCGAAGCAAUCUCUGCUCAACUGGCACGCUUUGAAGCCGUUAACAAGAGAAUUGAAUUGGAGUUUAGGAAUAUGCCUUAUGGAAAUGUCAAUAUAUACAAGUGAGGAGUCAAAG